UUAGAUGAAUAAAUUACAACACCACCAAACUACAAAAAGCCAACACCACCAUCUUCUUCUCCAACUUGCUUCUUACUUUCACACAACAACGUAGUUUCUACAAAACGCAAAAUCAAACUCAAACAUAAAAUAAAACAUCACUACUUCAACAUUCACAAAACCUUAACACACAAUUUUUGUGUCUUAACAAUAAACAAAAAAUGAAGCUCUCAACAUUACAACAAAGUUACAUCAACCGUAGAACAAACAGCUUCAGAGGCUUAGAUUCAGAUAACGGCGCCGGCGCCGUUAAGUCACCGGCGACAAUUUUCUGGCUAGUACUUCACGGCGUUUGCUGCUUAAUCAGCCUCGUUCUCGGCUUCCGAUUUUCUCGUCUCGUUUUCUUCUUUCUCUUUUCAACUUCAUCCACUAAUAUUUACACCGUUCCAUUUACCUCCGGCACCGGUGCCGGAAUCACUGUUCCGGUGGAAACUCAACAGAAUGUUCUAACAAACGGGAGUUCAGUAGUGGCGAGUAGAGUGGUGGUUGGAAGACACGGGAUCCGGAUUCGGCCAUGGCCGCAUCCGGAUCCUGUGGAAGUAAUGAAAGCGCAUGGAAUAAUCUCUAGAGUUCAAAAUGAACAGAGAUUGUUGUUUGGAGUGAAGAACCCUAGAAAAGUGAUUGUUGUGACUCCGACUUAUGUGAGGACUUUUCAAGCGAUGCAUUUGACUGGUGUGAUGCAUUCUUUGAUGCUUGUGCCUUAUGAUCUGAUUUGGAUUGUGGUGGAAGCUGGCGGUGUUACUAAUGAGACUGCUUCGAUUAUUGGAAAAUCUGGAUUAAAGAUUAUUCAUGUUGGGUUUAAUCAGAAAAUGCCCAGUUUGUGGGAGGAUAGACAUAAAGUUGAAUCUUUGAUGCGUCUUCAUGCUUUGAGGAUUGUGAGGAAAGAGAGGCUGGAUGGAAUUGUGAUGUUUGCUGAUGAUAGUAACAUGCAUAAUAUGGAGCUGUUUGAUGAAAUUCAGAGUGUGAAAUGGAUCGGUGCUGUUUCAGUCGGAAUACUACUUCAUUCCGUUGAUGCAGCUGAAAUUUCUUCAUUGGUUCAAAAAGAAGGAGAUGAGGAUACCAUGCCAAUGCCGGUGCAAGGUCCUGCUUGUAAUGGUACCGAUAAGUUGGUUGGGUGGCACACCUUCAAUUCAUUACGAUAUACUGGAAGGCAUGCAGUUUACAUUGAUGACCGGGCACCUGUGUUGCCGACAAAAUUUGAAUGGUCUGGGUUUGUGUUGAAUUCCCGAUUACUGUGGAAGGAUGUUGACGAUAAGCCAGAAUGGAUUAAGGAUCUUGAUGCAUUGGAUGGGGAUGGUGAGAAGAUAGAGAGUCCACUAUCUUUGCUCAAGAGUACCUCUGUGGUAGAACCACUAGGGAGUUGUGGACGUCAUGUUUUGCUUUGGUGGUUGCGGGUUGAAGCUCGCACAGACAGCAAAUUCCCUGCUCGAUGGGUGAUUGACCCUCCUUUGGACAUCACAGUCCCAUCUAAACGCACUCCAUGGCCAGACUCUCCUCCUGAACUCCCAUCUAAUGAAAACGAAAAAGUGUUCGCUGCAGGCGCAGAAGUGCAUUCGAACACGCACACUACAAAGACCAAAACACCCAGAUCCAGACGCAGUAGAAGUAAGAGAAAGCAUGACACCAAAGUGAUUGGUGUACAGGUCUCUACACAUUCUGAACAAACCGAGAUAUGAAUUGGUGCAUCUGAGAAUUUACUUCCUUGUGUUUAUAAGAGAAUGCUGGCCUUCUGCGACAAGAAUUUGAAUUAAUUAAAAGGAGAAGCUGAUGUCUUCUUGGAUACAUAAUUCUGUCGCGAAGCUUUUUAUGGUUGGCCAGCAUAUGUGCAUUCGCGUCUGAUUUUCACCCAUUUUUUCUUUUACAUUUUUUUUUCUUAUUUUUCUUCGAGGUGCCCUAAAUCCGUUCAUAUGAAAGAUUAAAGGGAAAUAUCAACUUAGUUUUGCAACAUUGGCUGUCUUGUGGGAAGCCUGUAUUCAAUUUUAUUCGAUGUUUAUACAUAUUCUUCUCUAUAGUAUUAUACAAUUCCAUUUCA
Messenger RNA from Medicago truncatula (barrel medic), 2071 nucleotides. RefSeq names its product probable beta-1,4-xylosyltransferase IRX14H. Gene Ontology annotation, molecular function: galactosylgalactosylxylosylprotein 3-beta-glucuronosyltransferase activity; xylosyltransferase activity. Lineage: Eukaryota; Viridiplantae; Streptophyta; Magnoliopsida; Fabales; Fabaceae. Gene Ontology annotation, biological process: glucuronoxylan biosynthetic process; plant-type secondary cell wall biogenesis. The record is from RefSeq and is a predicted model, not a curated record. Gene Ontology annotation, cellular component: Golgi membrane. The transcript has 3 exons. The coding region runs from base 201 to 1715 and encodes 504 amino acids.